AUGAGCAUGUUUAAGAGGAUAUUUAAAAGCGCAAACAAGGAAAAUGAGCCUUCGACGACCGAAGCGAUCCAAAAGUUGAAACAGACCGAGGAAAUGUUAGAGAAGAAGCAAGAGUACUUGGAGAAAAAGAUUGACACAGAAAACACAGUUGCCAAGAAGUACGCAAAGACGAACAAGAGACUUGCCCUUCAGGCCCUGAAGAGACGAAAGAGACUCGAAAAACAACUAAACCAAAUCGACGGGACGUUAUCUACCAUAGAAUUCCAACGUGAGGCUUUAGAAAGCUCUGGAACCAACACAGAAAUCUUGAAAAAUAUGAGCUAUGCGGCAAAAGCGCUAAAGAGCGUGCAUGAACAACUCGACGUCGACGACGUUCAAGACAUUAUGGAUGAUAUUCACGAGCAAACAGAAAUUUCGAAAGAGAUUUCAGAAGCCAUCUGUGGUGUUGGUUCGAAUCAAGACCUCGAUGAAGACGAGCUAAAUGCAGAGUUGGAGGCGAUCGAACAAGAAGUUCUUGAUAAGGAACUUGUUGGAAUGGAACGUCCCACUCUGGAAUUACCAAACGUUCCAGCGGAAGAUCUACCGACGAAAGCGAAAUCUAUACAGCAUGAAGAUGAUCUGGAAGAGCUUCAAGCUUGGGCUAUGUAA
Messenger RNA from Porites lobata, 648 nucleotides. The record is from the annotation of a GenBank genome assembly. NCBI's taxonomy places the organism in Eukaryota, Metazoa, Cnidaria, Anthozoa, Scleractinia, Poritidae.